AUUGCUACUUCGAAUUAACAAACUUUAGAACUUUGUGAGUUGUGAGUCUCAAAUUUUGGUUCUAAACUUUCUGAAUUUUCAAUUUCAAACACAAAUUAUCCAAGAAAUUUUGAUUAUAUCUCAAAAUAAUUCAAUUCAUAUCCUGACGAUGAGAUUGACAGGAGUGUUGAGUCUGGAGAAUCCUCGUUUUCUUUGAACACUACGACCAGUAUUGAACUGAGUGCUGAAACACCACAGCAAUAUCUGCAUAACAAGCACUAAACGCCCCAUACCACUGCACUUAACAACGCCGUCGAACAGCAACAAGAUGACCUCUACGUUGCGCGGAGGAGAAAGUGCUUUCACCGCGAAGCGUUCUUUGCGUCCUGCCUGUCUCCUUCGUGGCCUGUUUCUCCACGUUGUAACCCUGCUGUUUUUACUCCCCUGUCUUGGCAAUGCUACUGGGGUUCCCGUUCGCAGCCUGAGAGGCCUUGCUUCGACACCGUUGAACCGAUGGAAUUGGCCUAGGCGUUCUCCUCUGUUAAGGCCUAAGUAGCUCUCUGGAACUAGGAUAGGAUUAGAGAACCAUGGCUCUAGAAAGACUAUGGGGAACCAGUUAGAGGAUUAUUAUUUGGUGUAGAAGUCAAGGUAACAGAAUUGAGGAGAACAGACCCCCUAGGCACUAGAAUGAGAAGAUACAGAGUCAAGCUAUCAGAAGACCCCCUAAGCACUAGAAGGCUCGCGAGGAAAAGAUCAAGGAAUUAUAGAUACAGAAUGAGAAGAUAGAGAUUCAGGCUCGCAAUCAAUGAAUAGAUGGUGAUCUUGGGUGUUAAGUAGAGAAAGAAGGUUAAGUAGAGUAAGAAGUAGCUAUUCAUCAGGCGCCUCUAACUCUUGCCCCUACCCGUGACGUCGCCCCUGCUGGAGGUGCGGGCUCUACCAAGACGGCGAAUACAAGUGACAAGCAAGACAGUGGUAGCGCCUCUGCGACGUCCAUUAAGGUUUUUUUUGAAUUAGCGAGUCAUUUCUAAUAUUUCAAAAGAGGAGCAUCCAUCCUUGGUCUGUUUUUUCCCAAAGACAAAAAACUGACUUUCUAAGAAGUGUCUACAGUCUUCAGAAUGAAUGUAGAUUCAUGCAACGACUGCUAGUUUCUGACUCUAAAAGCUCAACGACUAGUAAUGAUGCAAACAGUGGCUCCUCUACCUCGAGUACCAGUCAUGGUUCUGGUACAACUACGACCAGUGCAACUGGCCACGAAGGUGCCAAGAAACACAAUCAUCACGGUGGCUUCGUGA
Messenger RNA from Amoebophrya sp. A25, 1271 nucleotides. The record is from the annotation of a GenBank genome assembly. Lineage: Eukaryota; Dinophyceae; Syndiniales; Amoebophryaceae.